Molecule: messenger RNA, 2309 nt
Organism: Diospyros lotus (date-plum)
Lineage: Eukaryota; Viridiplantae; Streptophyta; Magnoliopsida; Ericales; Ebenaceae
Product: histone acetyltransferase GCN5
Exons: 13
Coding region: 285-1946 (553 amino acids)
Biological process (GO): chromatin remodeling; positive regulation of transcription by RNA polymerase II
Cellular component (GO): histone acetyltransferase complex
Molecular function (GO): histone H3 acetyltransferase activity; protein binding
Source: RefSeq, a predicted model, not a curated record
GAGCCACGGUAAAUGAUCCACGGCAUCGCCUUCUAGACCAUUCUUAUCCGGUCAGGACCAGUUCCACCGGCCGUUACUCCGUCCGUCUGAAGAAUCGAUUUCGCAAGUUUCUCCCAAAACGGAGGCAAACUGAAAUGCUUCUGAUCGUCAUCACCGCUUUAGCUCUGCUGCCGCUCCCUGUUUUGGAAAACCGUACUUCUCCAAAACCCUAAUCUGUCUCUUUCUGUCGGAACUUGCUGAAUUUAAAAUUAUUGGACGAAUUUCCUGUUACUCGAUCCACAAAAAUGGACACGCACUCGUCGCAAUUGAACGCACCAGUGCGUUCUCGAAGCUCACAAUCUCCGUCACCGUCCCACUCAGCUUCGGCCUCGGCUUCCGCAACAUCCUCUAUCCACAAGCGCAAGCGCGAGCGCGCGUCGGACGACCACGCGCCGCCUUUCCCCUCAUCGUUCUCCGACACCCGCGACGGCGCCCUGACCUCCAACGACGACCUCGAGAGCAUCAGCGCCCGCGGAGCCGACUCUGAAUCCGAAGAAGAGUCCGAGGAGGUGGUUGACGAUGACGAAGAAGAUUACGAUGGUUCGUCGAUGCGGACCUUUACUGCCUCGAGGUUGGGCAAUGCUGAGCUGCCUUCCAGAAAUACCAAACUCAAAACUGACAAUUCGGCCGUCAAGGUUGAGCCUUCGGAGGUUCCGAAAGACGGUGCAACUGUUGGUGGUUCCGCUGCACCAACCUCCGCGAAUUCGGUUCCGGGCAUUGUAGUGAAGGAGGAUAGUGUGAAAAGUAUAUUUACGGAGAAUAUACAGACUAGUGGUGCUUAUUGUGCAAGGGAAGAGACUUUAAAGAGAGAGGAGGAAGCUGGAAGACUUAAGUUUGUAUGUGUUUCAAAUGAUGGUAUUGAUGAGCAUAUGGUUUGGUUGAUAGGAUUGAAGAAUAUAUUUGCCAGGCAACUUCCUAACAUGCCUAAGGAGUACAUUGUUCGUCUUGUGAUGGAUAGGAGCCACAAAUCUGUGAUGGUUGUUAGACGUAAUCUGGUUGUUGGACGUAGUCUGGUUGUUGGUGGCAUAACAUACCGGCCUUAUGUCAGCCAAAAGUUCGGGGAGAUUGCUUUUUGUGCAAUUACAUCAGAUGAGCAAGUAAAAGGUUAUGGCACCAGACUGAUGAAUCACUUAAAGCAGCAUGCUCGUGAUGUUGAUGGCUUAACUCAUUUUCUCACUUAUGCUGACAAUAAUGCCGUUGGUUAUUUUAUUAAACAGGGGUUUACGAAAGAGAUUUACUUAGAGAAAGAACGGUGGCACGGCUACAUUAAAGAUUAUGAUGGAGGAAUCCUUAUGGAAUGCAAAAUCGAUCCAAAGCUUCCAUACACUGAUUUAUCAACUAUGAUACGCCGUCAGAGGCAGGCAAUUGAUGAAAAGAUAAGGGAGUUGUCAAAUUGUCACAUUGUCUACCCUGGGAUUGAUUUUCAGAAGAAAGAAGCUGGUAUUCCUAAAAAAAUCUUCAAAGUUGAGGAAUUUCCUGGCUUGAGGGAGGCAGGGUGGACUCCUGAUCAAUGGGGUCAUUCUCGUUUUAAAACAGUAAAUGCUUCUGGUGAUGGUGCCUUAAAUCAAAAAUCUCUGACUACAUUCAUGCGCUCACUUAUAAAGGCAAUGCACGACCAUGUUGAUGCUUGGCCAUUCAAAGAUCCAGUUGACGCACGUGAUGUACCUGAUUACUAUGACAUCAUUAAAGAUCCCAUGGAUUUGAAAACGCUGUCCAAGCGGGUGGAGUCAGAGCAAUAUUAUGUGACCUUUGAGAUGUUUGUUGCGGAUGUCAAGAGGAUGUUUCUUAAUGCCCGCACCUAUAACUCCCCUGAAACAAUCUAUUUUAAAUGUGCAACCAGGCUGGAAGCCCAUUUCUCGAGCAAAGUUCAACUGGGUCUGCAAUCUGGUACCAAAAUCCAGCACUGACAAGAUAUCUGGUUAUAUUAUCGUUUUGUUCUAAAAUCAAAGAGGACAUGGAGGCUCACUCGUUGUUUUUUGGACGGUGCAGCUUCUUGUUUGAGUUGUUCUUGUCAUGCCCGUAUCUUUGUGGGACAAAUUGGGAAUCUUAAUCUUAAAUUAGAAUGAACCAAUGGUUCAUUUAUUCCUUGAUGUAGCAAGUCUAAACUGGUUAUGUAGGAAUGGUGGAUGAUUGCAAUUUGAAGUGAAUCUCAUGUGCAUUGGGGUGACGCCUGGAGUUCAACUGUUGUUUAAUUGUUGUAUUUUGAUGAUUCAGUUGUACUUUUGGAAUCUACUUUGUAUUUAUUAAAACAAUUAAAAAAAAAAAAAAAA